AGUUCGACCGAGAAGGCAAAUGGAGUUAGAAAUCCAGAGGAACCGUCAAAUCCGGAUAUCUACUGCCUCGUAAACCAAUUGAUCGCCUAUCUGCUUGAUUCCAGCGAGUCCAACCACCGUAUCUACGAUCUACUCGCUCGCUUUGCCUCGCUACAGCUCAGUAGUCAUGAGUUCACUUGUCUCAAGUUCCUCGCCAUCUUUAAUCCCCACAAGCAUGCCAAGGAAAAAGUGCUGCGUGCAGUUGGAACGCGCACUCUGGUCCAACGAGUCCCACGUACCUUGCACGUUUACACUGGCGCUAGAAGUGCGGAUUCACCUGAGGACCACGAAGUGGCUGUGGUUGGUUUCCAAAAGCUUUACCUUCACCAGUAUCGAUGCACCAUAACUGUCAAUCACACUCAGCCAAACUUCACCUUUAGUGCAGGCAUCCUACCUGAAUGA
Messenger RNA from Dibothriocephalus latus, 441 nucleotides. Lineage: Eukaryota; Metazoa; Platyhelminthes; Cestoda; Diphyllobothriidea; Diphyllobothriidae. The record is from the annotation of a GenBank genome assembly.